AUGGAUGACUUGUCUAAUAAAUUGGUUGGGACACCUAAGAAAAGAGAGUGGCUACAGCUGCUACUUGUGGCAGAGAGAGGAGCAAGCCAUGGUGACGAGUGCAAAGAAGCAAGGUGUGGGGAGAAGGGGCCACCAAUCAGAUCCCCUUUCCGACUCAAAGGCAGGCAACCACCCCAUUGUGGCCUCACUGGCUUCGAUCUCUCAUGUUUUACUACAGGAUCAUUUGAAAUCGUACUUGGGUUCCUUGCAACAUUUUAUGUCUAUCAUAUAGAAAAACAGAAGAGAGAAAAUGGAUUGAGAAUAGAAAAGUUUCUGGAGGAUUACAUAGCAUUAAAGCCAUCAAGAUAUACAUAUGCCGAUGUGAAGAAUAUCACAAAUGAUUUCAAAGACAAGUUGGGAGAAGGAGCAUAUGGAAUAGUAUUUAAAGGGGCGCUUUCCAAUGACAUCCUCGUCGCUGUGAAGAUUUUGAACAACGUCGAAAAGGGAAAUGGGGAAGAGUUCAUCAAUGAAGUAGCCACAAUAGGUCAAAUUCACCAUGUCAAUGUGGUUCGUUUGGUUGGUUAUUGUGCUGAUGGGUUUAGAAGAGCUCUAGUUUACGAAUUCUUACCUAACGAUUCUCUAGAGAAGUACAUAUCAAUACGAAGGUCAACCGGCACUGAAAUCUGUUCACUUAGUUGGGAGAAACUGUUCGACAUUGCUUUAGGUACAGCUAAAGGAAUCGAGUAUCUCCACCAAGAUUGUGAUAAACGAAUCAUUCAUUUUGAUAUCAAGCCCCAAAACAUCUUGUUAGACCACAAUUUUAAACCAAAGAUUGCUGAUUUUGGUCUUGCCAAGUUAUGUUCAAAGGAUCAAAGCAUAGUGUCGAUGACUACAGCUAGAGGAACCAUAGGGUAUAUUGCACCUGAAGUAUUCUCUAGGAACUUUGGAAAUGUGUCCUACAAGUCAGAUGUUUAUAGUUUUGGAAUGUUGUUACUCGAAAUUGUUGGAGGCAGGAGAAAUAACAACAUGAAUGAAAUUUAUUAUCCAGAAUGGAUUUUUAAUCUUUUAGAAGAAGGAGAAGAUCUUCGAGUCUAUAUCAAUAGUGAGGAAGGAGAUGAUAAGAUUCCAAAAAAACUUGCAAUUGUAGGACUUCGGUGCAUUCAAUGGCACCCAACAGAUCGUCCGACUAUGAAAGAUGUGAUUCAGAUGUUGGAAGGAAAUGAAGAAUUAAGCAUCCCACCAAAUCCAUUUUCAUCCACAAAUUCAUCCAAAUUAUACACCAAGAUGCCGAAUAGAAUUAUGGCAAACUUAGAAUUAGAAACUAUAGCUGAAUAAACAGGAAGAAUAUUUAAUUUAUUAUUUUUUUUAUUUGUACGUCAUUAUAGUUGUGUAAUUUUAUUUAAUAUAUAUAUAUAUAUAUAU
Messenger RNA from Humulus lupulus (European hop), 1401 nucleotides. RefSeq names its product rust resistance kinase Lr10-like. The transcript is spliced from 3 exons. Bases 1 to 1314 code for a protein of 437 amino acids. Gene Ontology annotation, molecular function: protein kinase activity; ATP binding; polysaccharide binding. Gene Ontology annotation, biological process: protein phosphorylation. The record is from RefSeq and is a predicted model, not a curated record. Lineage: Eukaryota; Viridiplantae; Streptophyta; Magnoliopsida; Rosales; Cannabaceae.